This is a messenger RNA of Sturnus vulgaris (Common starling), 702 nucleotides long. The record is from RefSeq and is a predicted model, not a curated record. Lineage: Eukaryota; Metazoa; Chordata; Aves; Passeriformes; Sturnidae.
CCUGCAGACCUGGGCAGCCGUGGGGCCGUGGUGAGGGUGAGCAAAGCCCUGGGCAGGAACCGGCUCCUCCCCCAGGGGCUGGCCGUGUACCCCAGCCCUGAGAACCUGCAGAGGAUCCAGCAGGAGCAGGGUGACCCCCCGGGGUUUGGGGUGACCCCCCAGGAUGUUUGGGGCCAUUCCUGUUCCCAGCUCGGGGUGUUCGUGCCCCCCCACGCCCUGCGCCUGCCCCCGGAGCCCAUCACGCGCUGGGGACACUUCUGGUGUGACGUCACGGUGAACGGGCUGGACACGGUGAGGGUGCCCAUGGAUGUGGUGCAGUUCAUGCGCCCCAAAACCAAACGGUUCCGGCACUGGCAGGAGCAGCAGCGGCAGCAGCUGGAGAGCAGCCGGGAGCGGCUCCUCUGACCCCCCCCCCGAGGGCUUUGGGGUCCCCCCCCCGAGGGCUUUGGGGUCCCCAGAAUGGAUUUGGGGUCCCCAGAAUGGAUUUGAGCCCCCCUGGAAAGAUUUGGGGUCGUUUUCCCGCCCCCCCCUCUCUUUGGGAUCCCCCUCUCACCUGUGGGGAGCUCCCAGACAUCGCUCAGUUCCCAGAGCAGCACCUCAGGAAUUUUGGGUUGUCCUGAGCCCCCCCCCCCAAAUUCCCCUGAGCCCCACUCUGGUCCAGGGGGGUCCCUGGGGUGGGUUUGGGGUCCCUGGGGUGGAUUU